GAGGCGGAAACUCGCCCUUGGUGUAUAUAAGCAGUUAAGCGUGGGAUUUUUGUAUCCGUAUCACCCUCCAAUCAUUAACAGCCGGUGUGGGCGACCACAAGAGCGCUCACAGGGCGCACAGAGACCCGAGAUCUGUGCCGGUUUGUGAUAGACCGAGAGGGGAAACCCCAGCUUUUGCAGCUCCCAGGCGACCAAAGAAACACAUGCUGUCACCUCUGCAGAGAGCGCUGUCCGUCCGCUGUGGUGCUGAACAACAAGUCUCUACCCUUCGACCGGUGACGUAAAGCUAAGACUCAUCCAAGCAGAGACCCAAGACUCAAUCCACGAAGAAAAACAAACAUCACAUCUGCACUUGAAGUAUGUAUGUUCAUUUGCAUGGAUUUGAAGCAACUUAAAAAGCAAAGUCGAGACAGAAAACACGGAGCAGAAGUGAUGGCCGGACUCCCCCCCGCCCUCAGCGUCACUCCGGCGGUCUGAGCCAAGCAACGCGUUGCCGCUUCGCACCGGAACCCAGCGGAGCCUCCGUAGAUGAGGAGAGUGACAGAGGCUUUCGAUCAGUGAGGUGAAUGUUGAUGACACCAUUGAAAUGUUACCAAAAUCAAGAAGAGCUCUCACCAUUCAAGAGAUUGCUGCAUUAGCGCGAUCCUCCCUGCAUGGUAUCUCCCAGGUAGUGAAGGACCAUGUGACGAAGCCUACAGCCAUGGCUCAGGGCAGAGUGGCCCAUCUCAUAGAGUGGAAAGGCUGGUGUAAGCCCAUCGACACCCCGGCAGCCCUGGAGUCAGACUUCAACUCGUACUCCGAUCUCACUGAGGGAGAACAGGAGGCUCGCUUUGCUGCCGGAGUGGCGGAGCAGUUUGCCAUAGCGGAGGCUAAGCUGAGGGCCUGGUCCUCUGUGGACGGCGACGAAUCCAACGAUGACUCAUAUGACGAGGAUUUUCUGCCUGCCAACGAGCCCGCCACACAGAGCACAGAUGUUCCAUCAUAUCCUCCUUACUUGAAGGACCUGAUCCACAGCCAGCUUUGCCAGCACCUGGGCCUGCGCGGGGCGUGCUGCGAUGUCGGAGGAGGGGAGGGAGGCGUCAGCGGUGAGCCUUCCCCUACGGCGGGCUCUCCGGACACCCUGUGCUCAAGCCUCUGCAGCCUGGACGAGCACCACCCGCUGCUGCGCGACCUGGACUCCCACCGUGGCUCCCACUCCCACAGCAAUGUGGCCGAGCUCGCCGCCAAGAUCCUUUCAGCGCUGCAGGGAGGGGAGGAGCUUCUGCUGGCCCGACUUCAGAGGGCAGGGCAGAGCGGGCCCAGAGGGGGAGACUGUGCCUUCCACAGCCUGGGCGGGGGAGGACGGGGCAUCAGGCCAUGCAGGGGUCAGGACUCUCCGUGCUUCUCCAUGUCUUACUCCGACACGUACCUGUCGCCGGGCGAAGACGAUGACACACCCUGCAAGGACUAUGAGGGCACGGUGUGCCAGGUGGAGGCGGAGGGCAACGGAGAGGAGUAUGACCCACGCAGGAGAGUUUCUGACGUGGCCUCUUCUGGGGUAGUGUCUUUGGAUGAGGAGGAUGAAGACGAAGAAGAGGAGGAGAGGGCAGCAGAGCCAAACAACCAAUGACUCUUCUCAUCUCAACUCAGUGUUCAAUCUCUCUGUGGAGGCGUUUCUUCUCUUCUCCAUCGUGUCUGAAAAGUUUGAACAUUCGCGCAUGUUUGUUUUUUGGACUGAAGCAUCCAUCUUUGCCUUACUUGCAGCAUUUCAACUCCCUCCUAAACUAUGUCCCCAUUUGACGUGUUUUAUUUUGAGGCGUCAAAACAAUCUUUUUUAUCUGUGUGAGAGCAGGGGGCUUGCUCCAGCAGUCCAGGGACUUACUCGUGGGUAUGAAGCUCACAGUUUUCGGCUCCGUCCCGUCAUGGGAAGUGACUCUGACAAAUGGACGCCUCCAACAGGCAGACAGAAUGACUCCAGAGUCCGACACUCUGACUUAUCUUUGCAUGUUUUUGCAAGUGCUGAAAUCAAAUGGGCUGACCCGGUCUUGAGCUCGGUUUGUAUUCUGUAUAACCCCCCCCCCCCCCCCUCGCCCACACCCCCAGUGUCUCCCGUGGAAGGGAGGGUUGACACUGCAUCCUGGGACCUGCCCUUACCUCCCCCCUCUCCCCUCCCUCCCUUCCCUGUCCUUUGCAAGAGACAAAAUAGCAUCCUUUUGGGCAUGGCUUGCUGAGUAUGCCAAACUAUUUAACCCUGUCACUACAAGUUAUGAGCAAAUGCUGGAAUGUCUUCAAAGUGACAGGACAUAGUAUGUAUUUUAAAAUAACAAAGUUAACAAAGACUUGAUACAGAUUAUAUGACAGAAAUGAUAUGCUUUUAUUGUACUAGUUUUCUAUCACUCAGACAUGUUGUUGUUCCCCUUAUUCCCGACAUCAUUAUGAUGGACGCCAUAAUGAUCUCCCGUAGGUACCGGCUAUUUUUGGGAGGUUCUGUGGAUUCCUGCGUGGAAGCCAUGAGACCUUCGCUUGUCUUACAAAAAAAAAACAACAGCAGCAGCAACAGUGACAGAAUGUUCCUGAAGUGACCCUUUGGCCAUCCGAGUGUGGCAAGGAAGAGGCGCGGCUUGAAGAGGCAGAUUUUUGUCUGUGAAGAGAAAGAGUUGCAUCGGAGAUUUUCUAUAUUUUUGUAUGCGUUGUCUUGCUUUGAUCUCUUUGCCUAUGCGGCGUGCCAGUGUAUGUGGUUUUUUGCACGAAGCUAACGUGGCUGUAGAUUUUUCUCCUUUUCUUCGUUAUCACUGUGUGAUAUAGUUUACUGGGAAAAAAAUUAUAAAACAAAUGUGAACAAUUUUAAUUUCGUUUUUGAAAAGAGGAUACUGUGAUACGGUUUGUGAUCGCCAUACGUCAUGAUCCUCUCGUCCUCUCAUACUGAACCCUAAGAAGCUUUGCCUUUUAAUCUUUACUUAUCCUCUUUUCUUUGUGAUGAUAUUUGGCAUGUUUAAACGUGGCACAUGCAGAAACUCCUCCAUCACCAUGGCGAUGUGAGGAACUGUGUUGAGGCUCUCCCAGAGGGACCGUCAUUCAUACAACUCAGGAAACUCCAUUGGACCAGAGCGUCAGUGCAUCAUCACACCCACCUGCAUACCACCUCUCUCAUCUUCAGCGUGUGUGCGUGUGCUUGUGCGUGUGCGUGUGCGUGUGUGUGUGUGUGUGUGUGGGAGAGAGAGCCUGGUUAUUUUCUACUAUAAAGCACAGAUUCAGCCCCCAGAUCCUUUUAAUGUUGUUUUAAUGGUAAGAAAAGCCUAAAUGUGUGAAUCCACAAGAAUUGUGCAAACGUGUGUGAGUGUGUGCGUGUGUGUGUAUAUGUGUGUGUGUGUGUGUAUGUGUGUGUGUGUGUGUGUGUGUGUGUGUGUCUGUGGCUUUACUGUAAGAUGUCGGCGAGCCUUUUAAGCUUGCAUUGCGAGCUUAUUACAAACCCCCCUCCAACGCAGCGAUUCCCUUUAAUGCAGUGACUCGUGUUUAGCGGAGCUCUUGUUGGAGGUUGAACUUUUACUGGUGCUGCAAAUUAAACAAAAGAAGAAGAAGAGAAAAGCAUUCAGUACAAACAAACAUCUGGAAAUGAUUAAAGAAACGACAUUGCUCAUCGGGCUACACGAGCAGCUCCAGGCUGGAGAUUUUUGAAAAAGACAGCGACAACUCAGGGGGAACCAUCGAAGCUGUGCCUUUCAUUCGUCACCUUUGACCUCCCAAGUUGCACCAUCAGCAUCAUCACAUCAUCAUCUGUGCUGUCACUCAGGCCAUAGCUUGGCGUCCUUACCCUCCAACAGAGGCACAAAAAUGGUCCUGUUGCAUCGCCUGUGUUCAUUUUUCCCCUGUAAGUAGAAACUGGAGGUUACAGCGGGCGGUUUGCGUCACUGUCCUUUUGGUUGACAUUAAAAGCCGGGCAACGCUUUUUGUCCUGGCUCAGUUAUGAGAGUGAGCCAUUGUUCAACACCCUCCCAUUUUUAAUCUGUCCACUCCAACGCAACCCCUCCGUCUGUCUCUCUGAGUAUUCAUGUCCUCUCCUCGGUGAUGUGUGUGACAGAGAGACGGGCACCUUGUGCGUUUUUCAUUCACUCGAGUGUUUGCUGCUCUCUUGCACAUCAGUGUGUUUUUAUGAGUAUACUUGUGAGUGUUUUCACCUCAGAACCUGAAGCUCGCUCCCCUUGUUGACGUGGCAUCAUGGUGGAUAUCCUCAUCUGCCUAUCCUUGUGAGAACAUUUUGUCCUCACAAGGAUAGGAGGGAAGAUUUCCUGCUGACACACACACACACACACACACACACACACACACACACACACACACACACACACACACACACACACACACACAGACAGCCUGAUGAAUGUCUCCCCUCUUCCUCCUUCUGUCCCUGUCCUGUCAUUUCCUGGCCUCCCCUCCUCUCCUCGCUCCGUCCCCCACCCUUCCAUCUUUCCCCACAGCGGGGGCUCAUUAUGUAAGCAAGAGGACGUCUGAGUGCUACCUUUGCCAACAGGCAAUUAGCCCUCUAUUAAGAAACAGCCUGACGAGCAGGAGAUGCAUAUCUUUCUCCUGUCUGUCUUUUCUGCUCCCUUGUGUCAUUUUCCCCUUCACUCCACCUGCAUCCUCCCUCCACCCCCCUCUCUCCACCCCAUCAUUACCGCCUCGAGCUUUUUCUAAGCAACAUCUUUUGAGGUUAGCUGUCUGAGAAAACUCCAAAAAGUUUUGUUUUUUUAAAAUGCUCACCUCUCUGUUCAGAAGUGAUUCAUAUUUCGAAAAACAGAAGAGCCCCCUGCUGUCCUUCGGUGUGACAGAUGUCUCUCUUGUGUGUGUGUGUGUGUGUGUGUGUGUGUGUGUGUGUGUGUGUGUGUGCGUGUUUAGUUUGUCGCUUCAGGCAAGCGCUGACAUUGGACACUUAUCAGAGACAAGUGCUCCAGAUUCUCUCGCUCCCUCUCUCUGUGAUAGUGGCGGGAGAACCCAGCGCUAUAAAAAGACAUCAAAACAUCUGUUGGACAGCAGCAAGGCGGGAGGGCGGAUGAAUAUUCAGGAGAUGAUGGUGGCGCCCUCGUCACACGAUAGCCUACUUACCAUUUUAGAACAAAGAAGAAGGGCCGCUUGCCGCAACACCGGCCCCGUAGCAGCGAUACUGCAACAAAACCCGAGUGUGAAAACAACAAGAGGAGAUGAAUACAGAGACUUACAGAGAGAGCAGGCCUGAGUUUAACCCACAUUAGACGCCACUGCUUUGAUUUAAACAUCUCAAAAUACCAAGGACGGGACGAGGCACACACACACACACACACACACAAAGACAAGAUGCUCGUGAGGGAUCACAAAGCCAUACAACUCGACAAGGACUCCAUGAAGCGAUCACAGAUGACCUGAAAUCCGUUUCAUAUCAUCUCAGCAUCACACACACACACCCUCAUCAGUCUCCUCCCUCGGAAAACUUCAAUCCUCGACCUUUCUUUUAGUCCUUCUCUUCUUCUUUGAAUACUAUUCUUCCUCUUUUGGCUGAAUGUAAUUAUUUGAAAAUUGCCACCUUGGAUUUGAAUAACGAAUCUUUGUUUGCUGCAUCUGAUAUUAUUUCAAGUUAAUAAAAUAUUGUUAUUGUUCUUUGCAACAAA
Messenger RNA from Labrus bergylta (ballan wrasse), 5618 nucleotides. RefSeq names its product family with sequence similarity 131 member Ab (gene fam131ab). The record is from RefSeq and is a predicted model, not a curated record. Lineage: Eukaryota; Metazoa; Chordata; Actinopteri; Labriformes; Labridae.